AUGGCGACUAGCAACCCGGCAUUUGAGGGUGAUGAGCCAGCGGUGGUGGUGACGCAUCAGCAGCCAUCGGUCACGGGAAGGACCUCCGGUAAGGCGAGUGACCCUCAGAAUCAGGCUGAACACGCACUGGAAGCCACACUCGAGAUGAACCUCGUGAAGAACAUGCACAAGAAGCAACGUGACAAAUGGGGCAAAGACGUCGAGUUCCUGUUGUCCUGCAUCGCGCUCUCGGUAGGGUUAGGAAAUGUGUGGCGUUUUCCCUUCACGGCGCUUGAAAAUGGUGGUGGUGCGUUCGUGAUACCGUACCUAAUCGUACUGCUGUUGGUUGGAAGGCCCAUCUACUAUCUCGAGAUGUUGGUAGGACAGUUUGCGAGUCGUGGGUGUAUCAACGUGUAUGAUGCUUCGCCGGCUAUGCGCGGUAUCGGUGUUGGACAGACGUACUCGACGUUCAUCGUGAUGACGUACUAUGCGUCGUUGAUGGCCGUUACCAUGCGCUAUCUGAUAGCGUCCUUUGGCGAUCCGUUGCCGUGGAGUGCGUGUGAUGAUGCGUGGAAUGCGACCUGUAUUGAUUCGCGGUUGAUCACGAAUAUGGCCGAAAACUCGACGUCGACGGCCGUUACAUCCGCGGAGCUAUUUUUUGUCAAAGACGUACUUAAAGAAGCCAGCACCAUACACGAUGGUAUCGGCACACCCGAUUGGCGACUAGUGCUAUGUUUGCUCGUUCCGUGGACCUGCAUCUGCCUCACAAUGAUCAAGGGCAUUAAAAGCUCAGGAAAGGUAGCUUAUUUCCUGGCCAUUUUUCCGUACGUCGUCAUGCUGGUGCUGUUGGUGCGAGCUUGCACGCUAGAGGGAGCCGGCGAUGGCAUGCUGUACUUUAUCAAGCCCCAGUGGGAUCGCAUUCUUGAGGCGAAGGUUUGGUAUUCGGCCGUUACGCAAGUGUUCUUCUCACUCACGAUUUGCUUCGGGAACGUGAUCAUGUACUCGUCCUACAAUCGCUUCCACAACAAUGUUUAUCGAGAUGUGACUAUCGUGUCGAUAAUGGAUACGAUCACGUCAAUGUUAGCUGGACUGAUCGUGUUCGGUGUGAUAGGUCACCUGGCACACGUGCUGGAAGCACCGAACAUCAAUGAAGUCGUCCGAGGUGGCGCAGGACUCGCCUUCAUCACAUAUCCUGACGCGAUCGCCAAAUUCACCUUCUGGCCGCAGUUCUUCGCGAUCGCCUUCUUCCUGAUGCUGUUCGUCCUCGGCAUCGGUAGCAACGUCGGUAUGGCCACGACCAUUAUGACGGUGAUACGUGAUCGCUUUCCACAUCUUCAACCCGCAGUGGUGGCCGUUGGAAUCGCACUGGUUGGGUUCGGGAUCGGGAUCAUCUACACCACACCCGGUGGACAGUAUUUGCUGGACUUUCUGGACUUCUACGGUGCGUCGUUUGUCGCCCUUGUGCUGGCCGUUUUCGAGAUGAUCACGUUCGCGUGGAUCUAUGGUGUGAGCCGGAUUUGUCGCGAUAUCGAGUUCAUGCUUGGUAUUAAAACCGGCCUUUACUGGCGUGUUUGCUGGGGCAUUAUUACACCGGUAUUGCUGGCCGCGAUCCUGCUUUAUCACGUCGGCACCUACGAGACGUUCACCUUCAACGGCUACGUCUAUCCGACUGGGAUGUACGCAUUCGGAUGGUGCGUCUUCGCCGCGGGAGUUUUGCAGUUGCCCGCGUGGGCUGUAUAUACGUUCCUCAAGCGGAAAGAGCCCGAUUGGCGGGAUCGACUAAUUCACUGCUUUAAACCAACGCACGAUUGGGGACCAGAGGACCCUGAACUGAACGCCAAGUACCACGAGUCCGUGUACAAGUACGAACAAUCACUGCCAAAGGACCGAUCGAUAGCGAGGCGAAUGUUUGACAACGUUUUCAGCUAAGAACUGUCCUGCACAGACUCGAAGAGUUAUUUUUUUUCAAGAUCACAUCGAUUAAUACUGUAGAGUUAUGUUUGUACUAGCCAAACUUCUUCUUAAAACAUUACGUUUUUACAGGUAGUUAUGUAAGCUUACUUUAGCGAAUGAUGCCACUGAUGGUUAUGUAAUCUAAUCGAAAAAUAAUAUGAAAUUAAGAGAUCAAACGAUAUUGUACAAUCAUUUGCAUUUCAA
This is a messenger RNA of Anopheles nili, 2136 nucleotides long. Its product is annotated as sodium-dependent nutrient amino acid transporter 1-like. The record is from RefSeq and is a predicted model, not a curated record. The transcript has 5 exons. The coding region runs from base 1 to 1908 and encodes 635 amino acids. Lineage: Eukaryota; Metazoa; Arthropoda; Insecta; Diptera; Culicidae. Gene Ontology annotation, molecular function: L-amino acid transmembrane transporter activity. Gene Ontology annotation, biological process: sodium ion transmembrane transport. Gene Ontology annotation, cellular component: membrane.